CAAAAUCAGCCAUCACUUUUGAAUUGUUGAUUAACAUAAUUAUUUAAAAAAAACAAACUAAUGAAACAGGGCUGGACAAAAAUGAUGGUACCCAUAACUUAAUAUUUUGUUGCACAACCUUUUGAGGCAAUCACUGCAAUUAAACGAUUUCUGUAUUUGUCAAUGAGCGUUCUGCAGCUGUCAACAGGUAUUUUGGCCCACUCCUCAUGAGCAAACAGCUCCAGUUGUCUCAGGUUUGAUGGGUGUCUUCUCCAAAUGGCAUGUUUCAGCUCCUUCCACAUAUGUUCAAUGGGAUUCAGAUCUGGGCUCAUAGAAGGCCACUUUAGAAUAGUCCAACGCUUUUCUCUCAGCCAUUCUUGGGUGUUUUUGGCUGUGUGUUUUGGAUCGUUGUCCUGUUGGAAGACCCAUGACCUGCGACUGAGACCAAGCUUUCUGACACUAGGCAGCACAUUUCUCUCCAGAAUGCCUUCGUACCUUGCACACUUUCAAGACACCCUGUGCCAGAUGCAGCAAAGCAGCCCCAAAACAUUACUGAGCCUCCUCCAUGUUUCACCGUAGGGACAGUGUUCUUUUCUUCGUAUGCUUGCUUUUUGAGUCUAUGAACAUAGAGUUGAUGUGCCUUACCAAAAAGCUCCAGUUUGGUCUCAUCUGUCCAAAGGACAUUCUCCCAGAAGCUUUGUGGCUUGUCAACAUGCAUUUUUGCAAAUUCCAGUCUCGCUUUUUUAUGAGUUUUUUUCAGCAGUGGUGUCCUCCUUGGUCGUCUCCCAUGAAGUCCACUUUGGCUCAAACAACGACGAAUGGUGCGAUCUGACACUGAUGUACCUUGGCCUUGGAGUUCACCUUUAAUUUCUUUGGAGGUUGCUCUGGGCUCUUUGGAUACAAUUCCAACGAUCCGUCUCUUCAAUUUGUCAUCAAUUUUCCUCUUGCGGCCACGUCCGGGGAGGUUGGCUACUGUCCCGUGGGUCUUGAACUUCUGAAUAAUAUGAGCCACUGUUGUCACAGGAACUUCAAGCUGUUUAGAGAUGGUCUUAUAGCCUUUACCUUUAAGAUGUUUGUCUAUCAUUUUUUUCGGAUGUCCUGGGACAAUUCUCUCCUUCGCUUUCUGUUGUCCAUGUUCAGUGUGGUACACACCUUUUCACCAAACAGCAGGGUGACUACUUGUCUCCCUUUAAAUAGGCAGACUGACUGAUUAUGAGUUUGGAAGCACCUGUGAUGUCAAUUAAAUGACACACCUGAGUUAAUCAUGUCACUCUGGUCAAAUAGUUUUCAAUCUUUUAUAGAGGUACCAUCAUUUUUGUCCAGGCCUGUUUCAUUAGUUUGUUUUUUAAAAUAAUUAUGUUAAUCAACAAUUCAAAAGUAAUGGCUGUUUUUGAUUAUUUAACUUUCAAUAAAUUUUUAUUUAUUGUUACUUUUGUGAGUUUCAAGUGAUUUCAGUGAGAAUUGUGGGUUUUUCCUUCUUUAACUGAGGGGUACCAACAAUUUUGUCCACGUGUGUAGCUGUUACUGUUGAGCAAGAGGACACACAUUGAUGGAAAAAAGUCUGAAGAAUUAGUCUGAUCCUGAUAGUAUGUGAGUGCGAUGUUCAAUCCUGACAAUGUUGUGAAAAGAUAAAAAAAUAGAAGAAAGAACACAGUUUUGCUCUACCCAUUCUUUAGGAAAACUGAUGAUGUUAAUACCAGUGUAUCAUGUGAUUCACUGUUUUCUUCUACAUGAUAAAAGGUUAUGCUAGCAUGUUGUGAGACACACACUCCAUGCUUGAAAAUUAUUAUUUUAAAUAUUAUGUUGAUUCAAAUAUAUGUUCCCACAAUUACAAGAGACUUCAAUGAAUAAAAUAAUACAAAAAAAUUAGAUUUAAAUUUCAUUUUAACUGUUUUAUUUGAGAUUCAGUUUGGUCAUCAGGGGUGGGACAAGAGAAAAUGGCAUUUUAGGGGGAACUUCAGACUUAUUUGGUAUUCUAAAAAAUAUUUUCAAACAUUCUUUUUUCCUUGUUUUUAUUUUUCAUUUUUUUAGAUUUGGUCUGAGGACAAGUACAUUUACACAACAACUGCAUCUUUGUACAUGGAUUAUUUGAAAUUUGAAGGGUGGAAUGUAAAAUGCCCUCCAAUUCUGGAAUGACCCAUGGGAAAACGGGUGCAAAUCUUGCUCUUUGGCCAGACCUUAACCAAACUUAACACUUCUGAAUGUGAAAGCUUCCCUCAGCCAAUGCUCUCUGCCACUGUAAGUAAAAGGCACAAGGCUAUAUAAAGGCAGUGUACAGUCUUUAAAAGUAAGAUAGAUUCCGUGGAAAUUGUUGUCUCUCUUAACAUAUUUGAACCUCAGACAGUGCCUACAGCUAUAGGAGAUCUACUUGAGAACAUAGACUGUAUACAGUUUAUGCUUCAGAAACAGUGGGCUUCCCAACUUGUUAAAAAUGUAGCCUUACGCAUGCGCAGAGAUAGCGAACCUGGACUGGGCGGACAGAUAUCAGCGGAUUUGUAUAAUUACUGGCUUUCUGCCCGUGCACGUAUAUGUGAAUUACACACAUUGGCACAAAUCUAAAUACACUGAGACGUGUGCGGUGUCGCGCUCAUACACAUACAGUACCAGUCAAAAGUUUGGACAUUCUCAUUCAAUGGUUUUUAUUUAAUUAUUUUAUACAUUGUAGAUUGAUACUGAAGACAUCAAAACCAUAAAAUAACACAUAUGAAAUUAUGUUCUAAAGAAAAAAUUGUUAAUCUUCAGUAUUAAUCUGCAAUAUAGAAAAUAAUGCAAAUAAAUAUAAAGCAUUGAAUGAGAAGGUGUGUCCAAACUUUGGACUGGUAGUGCCAUCUCAGUGACAGUUUACAUGAAUGUGCAAACGAAGUAUUCAGUUUUGGCCUGGUGGGACUCGUCUGAUAUUCACGGUGUUGAACAUAGACAUAUAAAGACACCAUAGACAUAUAUAUGGUGUCGAAUAUCUGGAGGUUCUUAGAUGCUCUCGCGAGCCUUGCGACCAUUCCGUUACGGUAACCAUAGCAACCUUUAGAGUUUGUACACCGUCUGCGCUCCAUCCGUGACCCGGGCGAUACAGAGCGAAUACUGAGUUACUACUAGUUACCGUGGACGUAUUUGCUGUCCCUAUAACUGCAGUUAGUCUGUGUUUAUCCCCCGCUGACGAUCUGUGAGGUGAAACUCCAGAAAUACAUUAAAGCCACUGAGCUGUUGAACGAUGGACGCUUCAAACGAAACCCAAGACAGAAGACAGCAGAGAAUGCAGUCGGCUGCCUCAUUCAAAGCUUUUCUGUUGAAAAACAGCACAGAGAGUAACCUGAAUCUCUAUGACCACCUCACCCAGCUACUGAUGAAGGUGAUGACUGAGCAUCCACAUAAUGCAGUGGACGUGAUUGAGGAUAUGAGCCGAGAUGUAAAGAGAGGCUUAUUUCACGACAUGCAAAGCACUCUGCGAGACCUUCCACAGACUACAGCUGCUGAGCUUCUGGCUGAGCAGCAGUGUUCGCUGUUUUCUCGGCCAGAAGACGCAGCCCAGGAGGAGGAACUGGUUGAAACACCUCUUCCGAAUGUGAGUGAGAUUGGCUUCAACCUGGAGCAGGCUGGAGUGAGUUUGGGCAGAGAGGAGAUGCAGCGGAUCUUUCUUGCGCUCAAACAGUUAGUUGAAUCUCAGGCACUACCACGCUGUCGACUGUGGGGCAAGAUUCUGGGAACACAGAGCAACUACAUUGUUGCUGAAGCUGAGUGCAGAGAGGGUGAGGAAGAUGAAGAGCAGAGUGCUGAUGAAGCACCUGAAGAUGAGGAUAGAGAGGCUGAGACUCAGGAGAGUGAGAUGGAUCCACUGCCUGAGUCAACCUACAAACCACCACCAGUGGUACCAAAGGAGAUCAUUGGAACAGGUGUUAACAAGUUUGUUUACUAUGUGUGCAAUGAACCUGGUCUUCCUUGGGUAAAGCUCCCUUCGGUCAGUCCAGCACAGAUAGUUGUUGCUCGGCAGAUCCGUAAAUUCUUCACUGGUAGGCUAGACACUCCAAUUGUGAGUUACCCACCUUUCCCUGGGAAUGAAGCCAACUAUCUGAGAGCACAGAUCGCUCGGAUCUCUGCUGGCACACAGGUCAGCCCUCAGGGCUUCUAUCAGGCUGGGGAGGAAGAAGGUGACGAGGAAGAUGAGACACCUCGGGACAGCUACGAAGUGAAUCCUGACUUUGAGGGCAUUCCUGUCACCGAAAUGGUUGAGUCUUUGUCUUUCUGGGUGCAUCAUGUUCAACAUAUUCUGCAGCAGGGCCGCUGUACUUGGGUGAACCUGACUGUUAAACCAGGAGAGGAAUCCUAUGAGGAAGGAGAGUCUGAUGAGAAGGAAGAGGAGCCCGAUGAGCCUGAGCCAGAAGUUGGACCUCCACUGCUCACCCCCCUCUCCCAAGAUGCAGAAAUGUUUAACUCCCCUCCCUGGAGCUCCAAGUUGUCCUCUGCUCUCACCUCACAACAUGCAGUGGCUGUGUUGCGCUCUAAUCUCUGGCCAGGGGCGUAUGCAUAUGCUACUGGAAAGAAGUUUGAAAACAUAUACAUUGGAUGGGGUGUGAAGUAUGCAGGAGAAGGGUACAUCCCAUCUGUACCCCCACUACCUCAGAAAGAAUAUCCCAGCGGAGCAGACAUCACAGAGACCCUGGACCCAACACUGGAGGAAGAGCAGAUGCUGCAAGAAGCCUUAGAGGAGCAGCAGGCAGCCCAGGAGGAGAUGGAAGAAGAAGAAGAAGAAGAAGAGGAGGAGGAAGACGAUGACUGAGAAAGCAGCUACAAAUUUCACAUUUAAAUUUAAAUAGUAUUUAUUUGCAAGAGUCUGUGGCCAAAUAAACUGGUUUAUUCAGCAA
Messenger RNA from Acanthochromis polyacanthus (spiny chromis), 4835 nucleotides. It is a transcript of the gene rsph4a, whose product is annotated as radial spoke head component 4A. Bases 3188 to 4750 code for a protein of 520 amino acids. The transcript is spliced from 7 exons. The record is from RefSeq and is a predicted model, not a curated record. Gene Ontology annotation, biological process: cilium assembly; cilium movement involved in cell motility; axoneme assembly. Gene Ontology annotation, cellular component: axoneme; radial spoke. Lineage: Eukaryota; Metazoa; Chordata; Actinopteri; Pomacentridae.